AUUCUUUUAAAAUAUUUAAUUUUUUUUAUUUUUAUUUUUAAAUACCUAUUAGGAUUUUCAGUUAAUAGCUUAACAAAUGGAUGUUUUGGGAAGAUGUUUAGUCACAGUUGGUAUUAUUUCUUUAAUACAUUGUGGUUACUCAGCAAUUCAAUAUCGAACAUAUUUGAAAUUGAUUGAAGAAGAGUUUACAUCUGUUCCAAUUGAUAUUACACUACAGGUUUUGGUUAGUGUUUUGAUAUCCAUAUUUGGCAUAAUUCGUAUUGCUGGGGAGUUAAAGGACAUCCACGCUGCUGCGGAAUUAGCUAGCAAAUCUUGGGAAACACUUGGAAACAGAGCAUCCUUUUUUACAUUUACUCAUAGAGGUCAGCAACUAUUUCAAGACAAGUAAAUAAGAGUGCAUAUCCAGUGAAAUAUUGGAGAAUGUUUACCCAGUGAACGUUUCCGUUAUAGAUCUUUUUGAAAGUUUAUUGUUUCUUGGUUUAACUUUAACUGAUAAGUAAUUCUUAUGCCGUAA
Molecule: messenger RNA, 514 nt
Organism: Hydra vulgaris (swiftwater hydra)
Lineage: Eukaryota; Metazoa; Cnidaria; Hydrozoa; Anthoathecata; Hydridae
Biological process (GO): recombinational repair
Source: RefSeq, a predicted model, not a curated record